Aureobasidium subglaciale EXF-2481 is the source of this 2775-nucleotide messenger RNA. RefSeq lists its product as uncharacterized. The coding region runs from base 381 to 2381 and encodes 666 amino acids. The transcript has 3 exons. Lineage: Eukaryota; Fungi; Ascomycota; Dothideomycetes; Dothideales; Saccotheciaceae. The record is from RefSeq and is a predicted model, not a curated record.
CUUGCUUUCAUCUCCUGCUGCCACGACAAUCAACUACAUCCAGGUAGAGGGUAGGUGACGAGACGCUCCGUUGGCAGUGCUGUCUCUGGAUCCCUAACAAACAGCGACUCUCCAAAUUCUGCCACAAACCUGCACCUUGCCAUCUUCGUCUGUGCGUGCACGCCCGACUUGAUUCGUCUCCUUCCCCGUCAAACGACUGGCUCAAGUUGUGGAAUAUCCCUUGCAACUCUUUCUUCACUGUCCUUUCUGCUUGACCCUCUCUCAUCUGCCUAUGGCAUCUUGAUAGUUCAUGUUCGGAUACCCCCUUCCAAAUCUUCUCUUCUCUUCUUUCCCCAGACCAUCAAACUUUUUGACCCAAGAGCAAGCAAACAUUGUCCGUCAUGUAUCCUGCGCCCGCUGCUCAAGCUCAAGCUCAAGCUCCCUACCGGCAGCCCUAUCAAAAUGGUUUUGCUCAACCUCAGUAUCCUGCGGCCGCUGGAUAUGCUCAGCCGCCGUAUCAAACCGCUGCUACUCCAGUGCCAUGUGGGGCUCAGCAAUAUCAACAACCGUACGCUGUUCUACCACAAAAUGGACCACCCCUGAAAAAGCAAAAAGGCAAUCCAGUCAUCACUCGCUAUCCUCCACCACCUGGGUAUAAACAGCAGCAGACAUACACUGCGGCUCCCUACACGGCACCAGUCUAUGCUCCACAACCUUCGCAACCUCAGUCAGCUUAUUCUCAGUCGGCGUAUCAAGGCUACCAGCAAACACCCACCACGGCCUAUCCUCCAACGACGGCCUACCCCACACAACCAAUAUAUGACCCGAACCAAGCUUACCAGCAGCCACCUUAUCAACCUCUGCAAUCUUCUCAGCCGUAUGCUGGAGCUCCAACCCAUCCAUACUCUGCACCUGUACCUGCGUAUCCACCCCAAGAGCACACUGGAUACUAUGAUGUGAACGGUGCAUACAUAGCCGCGCCUCCUGCACAUCCGGUGCCGUAUGGGGAUGCUUCGAACUAUCCACCCCCGCUAGUGGAGGAUGGAUAUGCUGCAUCGCAUAUACGACACCCCAGUCUUGACUUUGGCUUGGACUUCGACCUUGAGAGUGAAGCUGGUGUCCCGGCCGAGGAAGUUAUACCAGAACUGAGCCUUGGUCUGGUUACAUGGCACCCAGCCAUACCUACCAGCAAGCCUUUGCCGUCGGUCUAUGAGGAAGCUGACGCAGCAUGGACGGAGUCAGCCAAGACAACUAGAGACUUGCACAUAAGUGUUACGUCCGAGUUUUUCCCUGAUGACAUGUCGGUCGAUAUCAGGCUAAGCGUAAGAGACACGGACGAGUGGGAAAAGGUCAAGGAUGACAUCAUCUUCAUUGAGUUCGGCAAGACAUCAGUAACUGUUCCGCUUCUUACAGUCAUUGCAAAUCGCAAUCGUCCAGAUCCUGUUGCGGAGCAGAUACAACCAGUUGCUCAAGAUCAUGUCUCGACAACUGCGUCGCCCCAUCCCUCGCAGAUUCAGCAAUCUACCUGCGGAGCAGAAGACGACCAGUCUGAUGGCGAUCAAGCCAUGGACAUGAGUGAUGAUGAGGACGAACCCGUCAAGCCUGUCGCACAGCCCAUCAUCCGACCUCUUGUUCAUCCUUUGCCACCUCCGGUAGCCAAAGUGGCUCCUCCCGUGAAGCAGGUUACUAUCCUCGACACCCUUGAGCUAGCACUUGGACCAAAAUCGCCUCGUAAGAACGAUAGACAGCCACCCAGAGCCAACUCUCGAUACUCGAGAUCGCGAUCGCCUGAAAAACGCAGCAGACAGGGCUCGCAGCAAUCGAAAGCCAAGCCCGCUCCACUACCCAAGGAUUCGGCCCAAGAAAACAUUCUCGCAUUGCUCGGAGUCGAAGGUUCUCCCAAAAUGGUUUACCCCACUCCACCUCCUGCUCUCGGACUGCCGGUUCCUCCUGGCACUCGGUAUGCGCAGCAUUUCCAGUCCGAAAAGACUGAGCUGACACGUCGUAGCAAGAAGAUCACACCUCCUGGAGGCGUUGUGCACUCCAAUCAACGCUUCGCGUAUGGUCCUCAAUUCCCUCCGCCUCCGCCACCUCGCGAGAGCCGUUCACCAUCCUUCGACCCCUGGCGUGCACAUGACCCCACAAGUCCCAAAUCCACUACCUCUCAGCACACGGCUGCUGGCUCGGAUUUUCACCCCGAUGAAAUCAUGGUUGACAUGGAUGCUACCCCCAAAGCCAAGGCACCGACUGCGUCUGAAAAGUCGGGCAGUGGCAGAAAACGUGCAUACGACGAAGUGGUGGCCGCGGAAGGCCGCCGCAGGCAGGAGCAGGACGACGACACCCCCCGAGCGCGGCGCAUACGGCAAAGUAGACAAGACGUCUACAGUCGCUACCGCCGGUAAGCGUUUACCACGCCUGGGCGUGCAUGAGCAGCCCUUGGUACAAGUCUUUGUGCUACGCCCUUCUUUUCUUUCUUGCUCAUCUUUUACUUUGUUCCCUUUGGCCCAUGUCCUUAUAAACUACGAGAGCUGUUGCUAGGUUUAGUGUGUAUGCUGUAACACACCAGGGUGCUGCCUUCAAACUUGCGCGGACGGUCGGCACGAGAAGCCAAAUCUGUCUCACCACUGAAGAAAGAGCAGACUACGGUAACACUUUCUCUUCUUCUUCACGCUUCGAUUUUCUCUUCUUGAUUUCUUCUUCCUCGACCAAGAGAACAAAAACCAGUUUCUUUAUACGGUACCUAACUAGUUUUUAUUACGAACUCCACCUCAAUUCUUUCAGUCUUCCAGAAAAACA